AUGGCCGACGAUACUCCUGUCGCUGCCCCCGCUGAGGCUGUCGAGCAGCCCGAGCGCGUCCCAGCCGGAGACAAGCCUGCCGACCAGGCGUCUGAGAAUGUGACCAUCUCUGGUGAUAAGCCGAACGACACUACGAGCGCAAACGAUGAGAAGAAGGAGGCCGAAACUGGCACCGAACAGGCUGCUGACUCUGGCGAUGCGACGGAAGCUAAGGGCGAGGAUGAUGCAGCUGCCCCUGCCGAUGCUGAGACAGCCGCCGCCGAGGCGAACGGAUCUCCUGCUCCGUCCAAGAAGUCCUCGAAGGACCGUCGCCGCUCCAGCGGUGUCGCCGACAAGUCAAAGCUCAACCGGAAGAAGUCCAUGACCCGGAUCCCGCAGCUGAACGUGAAGCCUGGCGAGUACUACCUUGCGCGUCUGCGCAGCUAUGCGCCUUGGCCCUCCAUCAUCUGCGACGAGGAGAUGCUCCCGCAGUCUCUCCUCGACAGCCGCCCCGUCACAGCGGCGCAAAGCGAUGGAACCUACCGCGCCGACUAUGCGGAUGAUGGUAAGCGCGCCCACGAGCGGACCUUCCCCGUGAUGUUUUUCUACACAAACGAGUUCGCCUGGAUCCCAAGUACCCACCUUACCCCCAUUACCGCUGCCGAGUGCAAGGACGUUCCCGAGAAGAACAAGGCCAAGGGGUUAAUCGGCGCGUACCAGAUCGCUGCAGAGGGCCACGACCUUGCGUACUUUAAGAAGUUGCUGUCAGAUCACCAGGCUGCCAUCCAGCAGGAGAUUGAGGAGCAAGAAGCAGAGGAGGCUGCGAAGGCCGCUGCCAAGGCCGAGAAGGAGGCUGCGAAGGAGGCCAAGAAGACGAGCAAGAGCAAGCGCAAGAGUAAGGGCGCAGACACCGAUGUGGAAAUGGAGGAAGCGGAAGAUUCCAAGAAGUCCAAGGCCUCGAAGAAGCGCAAGAACGAGACCGAUGGCGAUGCGGAGAAGCCUGCUAAGACUCCUAAGACUGGUACUAAGUUGAAGUUGACCACCCCGAAGGCACCGGCGGAGGAGAAGAAGACCCCCGCCAGCAAGACAAAGAAGGCCGCCUCUAAGAAGAGCAAGGCCGCCGACGAGGAGGCUGCUUCCGAGACCAAGGAACCAGAGAGGCAGAUUGACCCCGAGGAAUUGAAGAAAAAGAAGGAGAAGGAGAUUCUUUUCCUACGUCACAAGCUCCAGAAGGGAUUCAUUUCCCGCGAUCAGCCGCCCAAGGAGGACGAGAUGGCCGCCAUGGCAAGCUACUUUGACAAGCUCGAGAAGCACCCCGACCUAGAGGUUGCAAUCAUCCGUUCGACCAAGAUCAACAAGGUCCUGAAGAUGAUCGUCAAGUUGGACACGAUCCCGCGCGACGAGGAGUUCAACUUCCGCCACCGCGCGAUGAACAUCCUGACCAGCUGGAAGAGCGUUCUGGAGACCGACGCCCCUGCAGCUUCGGACAAGGACGCGAAGCCCACCGCGAACGGCGCGCACAAGGAUGACGAUGCAGCCGACACUCCCAAGUUGGAGACCGAGGAGGAGAAGGAGCCCGAGACCAAGGCCACCGACAAUGAUACCCCCAUGCCCGAUGCGGCGGCAGCCAAGUCUGAGGAGGCCGACAAGGCUACUCCAGAAGAGAAUGCCGAGGGCGAGAAGCCCGCUGACGAGAAGACCGUUGAGGCUGCUGCAUAA
This is a messenger RNA of Penicillium canariense, 1698 nucleotides long. RefSeq lists its product as uncharacterized. The coding region runs from base 1 to 1698 and encodes 565 amino acids. NCBI's taxonomy places the organism in Eukaryota, Fungi, Ascomycota, Eurotiomycetes, Eurotiales, Aspergillaceae. Gene Ontology annotation, biological process: anterograde axonal transport. The record is from RefSeq and is a predicted model, not a curated record. The transcript has 5 exons. Gene Ontology annotation, cellular component: mitochondrion.